AUGGACAAGCCAGAAAUAGGUGCCUCUAACACCAGGAAGAAUGCUUCUUCUUCAUCUUCCUCUUCUGUCAGCUCCUACGUCUCUCCAGGUCCAAUGCUCCCCUCUCCAAGUGGCUCAAACCUGUCUGCUCGCCAGUUCAUUGUCGAUUCAAUGGACAAGCUCUUGCUAGAUCCUGUAAUUUACAACAACAACCACAACUCCCUUAGAAACUCAGAUCUCAACGAUGUUGAUAGCGAUGACGAUAACUUGUCCAUCUCCAACGAUAACUUAGAAGACACGUUAUUCGGUGAUUUGCAGUAUCAAUAUGAUAAAGGUUUUGAUAACAGCCAUAACGAUCCUGAUCUGUCUGAUCUAAACUUAAGCAAUUUAUCCAUCCACGACUCAAAUUUUUUGAAUGAAAACAGCGAUUCAAUUCCAAUUGCCAAUGCCUUGAAUUUCAAUAUUGGAAAUGCUCCAAUUUUCACAAAUAACCAUUUGAAUUUACAUCUAACUGAAGACGUCCAAAGACAGCACCUUCAAAAGGACGAUCCUUAUUACCACAACAUUCAUAUGAAUAUCAAUAAUGACUAUAAAAACAAACAGCAAACAGCAAACAAAACCAAUGCUAACAAUCUCGAUAACAUUGAUGAUAUCAUUGAUAACACAAAUAUUGAGCAUAACGAUAUCAUAAACACUAUUGAUUCCAACAUUUAUGAAAUCGUCCAGAAUGAAAUCAACAAAAACAUUGAUAAUCACAACAGCCCACUAAACUCAUCUCCAAUGAUUCACUCCAAUCAUACUCAACCAGAUGACUCAACUAACCAUGACAUAGAUUUAGACGAUAACUCAAUGAAUUAUUUCAACUAUAAUUCUCAAAAUAACAAUCAAAUUUUGGAUUCUCCAAUAAGAAAAAUUUAUCACAAUAACUCCAUUGGUGGUUCGAAUCGUGGAAUUAAUGAAUUCGAUCACAUUAAUCCAUUUCAACAAAUUCCCCAGAAUUUUUUGGAUCCUUUUAAUAACAAUAACUAUAACCCUAAUAAUCCCAACAAUCCUAAUAAUAACCCCAAUAAUUACAACACUUAUAACAAUAAUUAUAACAAUUCAAAUUCUUUAGAUCCGGCUUUCAAUUUCUCAACUUAUAACAGAAAUUCAACCAUAAAUUUCAACUCAAAGAUUUUUUUUGAAAACUUUUUAACAGAGUUUAAUGAUUGGUUUGUUCACAACGAUUUACAUCUAAAUUUGCCCUUGAUUAAAAACGCUUUUAACAACCAUCUUGAAUUUAAUAACUUUAUAAACUUUUCUUAUCAAAAGAAAACAUCAAUCAUUAAUAAACUAAUUAAAAACCUAUCUUUAAAUAAUCUGUCUUCAAAUUCUAUUAACAAAACCAAUAACGACUACAAAAAUCUUAAUCGUAAUUAUAAUAACAUCAACACUAAUGAUAACAACACAGAACCCAAUUUAUCCAUAAACUCACCAUUUUCAUCCGUCCCUCAAUCAGCUUCUUCAAACUCCUCUGCCUCUUCUACUGGCUAUAAAUCUUUUGCUGAUUAUUAUUUUAAAAGUCACAAUAAGGAUUCCUCUAAUUUUUCUUCAUCUUCAAAUUCUCUAAUUGAUGAUGGUGGAACCAUCUAUAAAUCAAAUUUUAAUAAAGAAUUGAAAUUAGAUUCUUUAUCCUGUUUAACCUAUAUUUCAAUGGGUAAUUUUGCCGAAUGUUUUUCAACCAAACAACAAAUCUACCAAAUGAAACAAAAUUCAAAAUUAUUAUUCAAUUCUAAUUUCUUGAAAAUCUUAAUUAUUAAAAUUAAAAAAAUUAUCAAAAUUAUUAAAAAUUUCGAAUUACCAAUCUUACCUCCAACUUAUAAUCCAAACAAUUUAAACCUAAAUAGUUCAGACCCAAUAAUUAAAAACUAUUACCAAAAAUUAAACGAUUUCAAAUCGAUAUUAAAAUUCUAUUUUUUUUAUCUAACUAAUUUUUACUUUAUGUUAAAUUGUUUUAUUUUUGAAUUCUAUGAUCACACUUCAAAUAAAAAUAAAGAUUUCAAUAAAUCUGAUGAUGAUAUCUCUGAUUCAGAUUUAGAUAUAAUUGAUGAAUUUGAUUUAUCACCUGAAAGAAGAAAUUAUCAUGAUAAUUUUAUCAAUGUUAUUUCAAAAUCAAAAAUUUUAAUUUAUUUAGUCCAUUUUUUAGAAGAAUUCAGAUGGAAACAUAAAUCUUAUUAUAGAAUGAGAAAUAUUAUUCUAUUAAUAAAUAAGUUAAUAUUAAUUGAAUUCGAUGUGAUCAAUUUCGAUAAAGAUUUAAAAAAAAUAAAAAGAUAUUUAAACUAUAAAUUUGGAGUAAAACCUGAAGAAGAAAUCAUCAAUGAUUACACUAAAUCCAAGCUCUAUAAACCCUCCAAAAAACAUAAAUAUCCUGAGCUUAAUAAAAAACCAAAGAAAUUAUUUGCUUCUCCUUUAGAUUAUUACGUUUUUCGACAGGAUUUAAUGGCAAGGUAUCCAAAUAUACAACCUCCCAAAUCGGAAUAUCCAGUUCAAUUUGAUAAUGGCUCUUCAUUAUCACAAUAUAUUGAAACAGCUAGAACCUUAAACACACAGUUUUUCAAUAAUUCUUUACCCACUCCCGUCGUGCAUAUUGCUACACCGGCUCCAUCACCUUCUUUAUCACCAUCAAUACCAGGAUUGGAUGGAAUGAAUGGUGGUCCCAAACAAAAAAGAACCUUUCAAACUAAUCAAAGUUAUCCUUUUAUAUAUCCUCUAGAAGAUGAAUUAGAUUCUAAUGUUCCUUACUCUAUUAAAGAAGCAAGUGAGAUUUUUUCCAAAUCUGUGAAAUUCAAGUUGGGAAUUAAGCAAUUAUGGCAUGAAAGAGAUAAUUUUAUGAAACAAGAAAGAGGUUGGGUUAGUAAAAUUAAUCGACCAAAAAAUCCUAAACCUGCUGAGUAUGUUCAUAAUUAUGAAAAAGAUUUUGAAAAUGAGAUUGAACAAGAACCUUUAAAAAAAUCUAGUGACGAAGCUGAUUUAGAUGAUGAUGAUGAUGCUCAUGACAUGUUUGAUAUUACUGAUGUUGAAAAAGAGAUUAAAAAAUUUCCUGGUUAUAAAGAUCAGAUUUUGUCAAUACAUAGAAUCGAGGAAUUUUUUAAAACGAUUUUUCCAAGUUUAAAUUCAUUGGUUAGCAUUUUAAUCAAAGUUUUAUUAUCCAAUAAUAAUAAUAACACUUUUGAAAAUAAAUUAUUAACACAAUAUUUAUCAUAUAAACAGCAGGAGGAAAAUUCUUAUGACAAAAUGAAAAAUAAUUUUGAGCAUCAUAUAAUCAAUCAUUUUUAUCCUGACAAUAGUUAUAAUUUUAAUUUCAAUGGAAUGAGACCUCAAACACAAAAAAAUCAACAACAGGGACCACAAAAUGUUCAGUUUGAUGAAAAACUAUUUAUUGACAAAGUUGAAUUUUUAAGAGUAAAGGAAGUUACAUUGAAAUCGUCUACAAACAUAUUAUUAUUGUUGACAUAUCUUUUUAAAGUUUCACAUAUUUUGAAAUUUAAUUAUUUUACAACAUUAAUCUUUGAUUUGAAUUUUAUACCCAUUGUAUUUGAGUAUUUGAUUAACGAGAAUUUCAAGGAAAAAAUGUUGAAUAAAGAAGUAAAUGUUAAUAAACAUUCAUUUUGGAAAGUAUGCGAAGGGUUAUCAGAAAAAAGAAAAAUGUUAGUUGACCAAGUAAAUGAGAAACCAAGAAAUACAAUUAGUAUAAGUUAUAAUAAUGGAUAUAAUGGGUUAGAAAAUGUCUAUGAAAAUGAAAUCGAGAAUGAGGACGAGUUGUAUGACGAAAUAACCAAUUGCAAAGAUUAUUAUUUUUACGACAAUUCAUUAUCGCCACAAAUUAUUGAUUCUAAUAGUAGUGAUGGGUUAGAUGGAUCGAACCUUGAGAAAAAUCAUAUGAUGUCACAUUUAGAUUACGGUAAUCCUAAAAAUGAAUAUAUCAAAAAUAGGUUUGAUGACAGUGGGAGAAUAUUUAAUCAUAGAUAUUGUUUAAUUAUAUCUAAUUUAUUGAAAUUACUUCAAAAGACUAUAAUUGGGAAGACUAAAAGAAUAACAAUAUUAAGAGAUCGACAACCAUCUGAGUUUUUUCGAGGUAUUUUGGGAUCAAUGUAUAAUAAAGAUAUUUAUAAAUCUAUUUUAAAGAUUAUUAAAGAGACCAUACCAUAUAAUGGGAAAAAAUGGAAGACUAUUAGUAUGGACUUAAUAUCGCUAUGUUAUUUGCAUUUAGAUUUAAAUUUGAAGGAUAAUUGGUUAACUGGAAAGGAUAUUGAGAAUGAGAUAUUAAAUAGUGAGGGACAAGAAUUGGCAAUGAGAGCAUUGGUUCAAUUUUAUAUAUCGAGAAAAUAUGAAGAUGGAAUUGAUAAGUUAGGGUAUGAAAAAAGAGAUGGAGAUUUUUUCACCAGGCAAAUGGAUUUGUUAUCGAAUUGUGAUAAUAAUGAAUAA
Molecule: messenger RNA, 4443 nt
Organism: Ascoidea rubescens DSM 1968
Lineage: Eukaryota; Fungi; Ascomycota; Saccharomycetes; Ascoideales; Ascoideaceae
Gene: FAR11
Product: Far11p
Exons: 1
Coding region: 1-4443 (1480 amino acids)
Biological process (GO): cytoskeleton organization
Cellular component (GO): cytosol
Source: RefSeq, a predicted model, not a curated record